This is a messenger RNA of Ambispora leptoticha, 438 nucleotides long. The record is from the annotation of a GenBank genome assembly. NCBI's taxonomy places the organism in Eukaryota, Fungi, Glomeromycota, Glomeromycetes, Archaeosporales, Ambisporaceae.
AUGGUAGUCAAAAAAUCAAGCACAAAAACAGUAAAGAAACUCACCAACAGAAAACGCGUGGAAAAGCCAAAAAAUAACAGUCACGAGUACGACGAUCGAGAAAAUCAAAAUGUUGAUGAAUUAACUCUAGAUGUGGGUGAAUGUGAUAAAGAAACAUCAACAAAGAAAACAACUUCAAAACGUAAAACAAUCACGCUCGAAUCAAGUUCUUUUAAAAAAGCCAAACAAGUAAAAGCAAACAAGAAGCAUCCAAGCGACAAUAAUUUUGUAGCUGAUCAAACAUCAACAUGUAAAGAAUCUUUUGAUAUGCAUCUUGCCUCACUGAAAAACAAGUAUGCCGGAUGGUGUGCCAAACAUCCUAAUGGGUACGUGACAGAGGACAAACCACCUCAACGAAAUACUACGCCUGAAUUUUGGAUCUGCUGCGCUGAGGAUUGA